GACGACCGAGGCGAGCGGCAUACGCGUUUGGCCGCCCGCCGACGAGCGCACGAAUUUAUUACGCGCGUGUUUUUACGCGCGUUGAUACCUGCCGGAACCAUGGAUCAUUUCCAAGUUGUCGACUUCAGCACGUUGAGCGCAGAAAUCCAAAGUUUAAUUAAAGACGCCUUCGAAGUCAGGAAAAGGGCAUACUGCCCGUAUUCUAAUUUCGCAGUGGGAGCCGCUAUUGUCACGGAGGAGGACUCCAGAGUUUUUGCCGGUUGCAACAUAGAGAGUGCUGCAUUCUCACCGACUAUUUGUGCGGAGCGGGCUGCGCUAUCGAGGGCAGUGUCUGAAGGAUAUGUCAGAUUCAAAGCAGUCGCUGUGGUCGCGCACCAAAAUCAGUUUACUGCACCGUGCGGAGUCUGCAGACAGACCCUGAACGAGUUCCGAAGCUCGAACGGAGAGACCGAUGUGUACUUGUGCAGACCUACCAUGGACAAAGUGCUGUGCACCAACAUUUCACAGCUUCUGCCGCUAUCUUUCGCGAACUAUACAAUGGACAAUUUAAGGACGCAGCGUGCGUUGUAAGUGUAGAACGGGAGGAUAUUUAAAUAACCGUUUAAAAUAAUGUUUAAGCUAACAUCGUAUUCCUGCGAUGAGUAACAUAAAUUUAUUAAUUUACUGCCUCUGUUAAAUUAAAUCGCUAAUGCAUAGUAAUUAUGAUUUACUUCAACCUUAGCUUAGUGGAAGACCUACAUGAAUAUUUAUUUAAAUCCUAUUAAGGAAAAUAAAAUAGACACCC
Chilo suppressalis (striped riceborer) is the source of this 784-nucleotide messenger RNA. NCBI's taxonomy places the organism in Eukaryota, Metazoa, Arthropoda, Insecta, Lepidoptera, Crambidae. The record is from the annotation of a GenBank genome assembly.